AUGAUGGUCAAGAACGUCUGGGAACCAGUGGGCCUGGGCCUAGCCCUUCUCCUCCUGGCGCUGGAGACCUCCGUGACAGGCAGUGCUUCCCACAGCUGCUAUGGGACCCCUGGGCUGCCUGGCACACCUGGCAUGCCUGGCAAGGAUGGCAGAGAUGGGAUGAAAGGAGUCAAAGGCGAACCAGGCAUUCCGGCCAUUCCUGGAACCCGAGGGCCCAAGGGGGAGGAAGGAGACCCCGGCAGCCCCGGCCUGCCAGGAAAAACUGGUCCCAUGGGUCCCCCUGGCACCCGGGGAGAGCCGGGCGAGCAAGGCCAGCCUGGAGGGCCCGGCAUGCCCGGCAAUUACAAGCAGAAGCACCAGUCAGCCUUCUCAGUAGCGAGGCGGACCGGGCAGUACCCGGACAAGAACGCCCCUGUGGUGUUCAACCACGCCAUCACCAACCUCAACCAGGACUACAACAUCACCUCGGGCAAGUUCACGUGCCGCGUGUCCGGCCUCUACUACUUCAUCUUCCACACCUCCCAGACUGCCAACCUCUGCGUCAACAUGUACAAGAACCGGCAGAAGGUGGCCAGCUUCUGCGACCACAUGUCCAACAGCAAGCAGGUCAGCUCCGGGGGCGUCCUGCUGCGCAUGGACGCCAGGGACCAGCUCUGGCUGGCAGUCAACGAUUACAACGGCAUGGUGGGCAUCGCUGGCUCCGACAGCGUCUUUUCCGGCUUCCUGCUCUUCCCAGACUAG
This is a messenger RNA of Emys orbicularis (European pond turtle), 741 nucleotides long. It is a transcript of the gene C1QC, whose product is annotated as complement C1q C chain. Lineage: Eukaryota; Metazoa; Chordata; Testudines; Emydidae. The coding region runs from base 1 to 741 and encodes 246 amino acids. Gene Ontology annotation, molecular function: protein binding. The record is from RefSeq and is a predicted model, not a curated record. The transcript has 2 exons.